CCACCCCCCCGGGCGCGUCUCCGUUCCGUGCGCGCGCGCUCGCACGUCGGCUGCGUGAUGACGUCACGGUGGCGCGGGCGCCAUCCCGGAAGCGCGAGCAAGGCCGCCAGAUGUGCAGACUGCGGAGGAGGAAGAGAAAGAGAUGGAGCCGCCGGACUCGGCCUCGAGGGUUUUCUGCAGCCGCAUCCUGAGCAUGGUGAAUGCGGAAGACGUCAACGCCAUCAUCCUGGCCCAGAAGAACAUGCUGGACCGCUUUGAAAAGACCAACGAGAUGCUACUGAACUUCAAUGGACUGUCCAAUGCGCGCCUGCAACAGAUGAGCGAGCGCUUCCUGCAGCACACACGCGCCCUGGUGGAGCUCAAGCGCGACCUGGACAGCAUCUUCCGCCGCAUCCGGACACUGAAAGGGAAGCUGAGCAGGCAGCAUCCUGAGGCAUUCAGCCACAUCCCUGAGGCCAGUUUUCUGGAGGACGAGGACGAGGACCCCAUCCCACCCAGCACCACCACCACCAUUGCCACGUCGGAGCAGAGCACUGGCUCGUGUGACACCAGCCCCGCCACUGUCUCGCCGUCCCUGAGCCCUGGUUUCGAGGACCUGUCUCAUGCCCGUCCUGGCUCCCCGACCAUCAAUGGUCGCAGCCCAACGGACCAGGAUGAUGAGGUCGAGGCGCUGGGCGAGUGACCUCAGGCAAGGCCCCGCCAAGCAGCUCGGCCUCUGCUUCUGUCAACUGCCCGCAUCCUGGGACAUCCAGCGGGGCCUUUCCCCAGCCCAUCCCGCCCAGAGCAUCUCCUGCAGACCCUCCCUAGGCUGGAGGCUUUGGCACAGCCGGCCAAGAGUCACUGUUGAAGGUUCCAGAAAAGGAAGCUGACCCUGCCUGUCCUGCGAUGGCCAGGCCCUCCGGUGGGCAAGCUGGCACGCCGCACGUUCCACGGCCCACCCUGCACAACUCAUUGUAGCUGCCCACUCCGGCCAGAAGGCGGGUCCCGCCCAGCCCGAGACCAGUCGCUCGUUCCAAGGCUGCUGGGCCUGGGUCUGAGGCGCAGCAAGCGCAAGGUCGAUCUGGAAAGAGUUUCACGGAAUAUUUUUGUACCCGAUGUUUACAGAUGCUGUUGGGAAAUUACCAAUAAAAACUGCUACUAAACAGCA
Messenger RNA from Sorex fumeus (smoky shrew), 1147 nucleotides. RefSeq names its product KxDL motif containing 1 (gene KXD1). Bases 143 to 682 code for a protein of 179 amino acids. Gene Ontology annotation, cellular component: BORC complex. Gene Ontology annotation, biological process: lysosome localization. Lineage: Eukaryota; Metazoa; Chordata; Mammalia; Eulipotyphla; Soricidae. The transcript is spliced from 5 exons. The record is from RefSeq and is a predicted model, not a curated record.